Molecule: messenger RNA, 4458 nt
Organism: Cryptotermes secundus
Lineage: Eukaryota; Metazoa; Arthropoda; Insecta; Blattodea; Kalotermitidae
Exons: 9
Coding region: 206-2764 (852 amino acids)
Source: RefSeq, a predicted model, not a curated record
GUUCUAUGGCUUCUCACGUAGGGCUCCAUCUAUCAGCCUAAUUUGUAAUAUUGCUACUUUUUUGUUUUUGUAUGCAGUGUGUGAUUGAAAAUCCGCGAAACUUAAACAUCUUAUGUAUUCUUGUGGCGACAUUAUAACCGAGAUUUAAAUGAAUUCCUUCGGGUUUUUAGCUUUUUUGUGUUACAUUUAGACGAAAGUACAGACUAUGUUCGAGGAUGAUUUACUGUUAUCAACUAAAUACGUGGAUUCAAGGAAUGGUGAAUGUGAUGUAAGAGUUCCAGUGCCAGUUAAUUUUGAAAAUACAUCUCCAGUGAAUAUUUAUUCACCGAACGGUAAUGCAAAUGAAUUCAAAUUCAAGCAUGUUCAAGAAGAGAAAUUUGCAAGAAUUGUUAAAUGUGUUAAAAGAAAUAAGAAAAAGGAACAGGAGGAUAAAGCAUGGUUAAAACUGUUAACUAAAAGGAGAAAGAAAUUCAAGUGGAAUGCAGAGAAUGAUGAGUCUGAAUCUCUAAUGCCAUCAGCUUUAAGUACAUCAGCACAGAAUGAUCUUCAGAAAUAUUACAUUACAGAUUUGAGUGUGCCAGGGUCUGAACAUAUGCAAGAUGAUUGCCAAAAGUAUGAUGCAGUUUCAAAUGAAUCUGUUACAGAAGGAUGCAGGGGAACAGUGUUGGACAUCUCAGAUUUAGGAAAAAAAUGCAUGCAUGAUAUAGAUGGUAAUGUUUCAGUUGUACAGAAGACCAACAAAGAACAUAUACAAAUGGCAAAGGUCUUAUCAGAGCCUACAUUUUUUAAGCACAGAAGUAAUGUAUCAUCUGAAACUACUGAGGAGGAAACUUUAUGUUCACCAGACAGCCAGUACUGUAUGCUGAAUGAUAUUGAAGGUAUUCAUGAACAAAGGCCAGUUGAGGUGAACAUAAGUUACAAAUCAGACCUCCUGGAAUCUUCCCAGGAACAUUGUGUAUUUGAAAAAGAAUUAUAUCAUGUCCUGCCUCCAGUCAUUCCCAAAUUGAGCUUUCAUGGAAUGAAUAAAGAAAGUAUUCAUUCACAAAGAAUGAGAAUUAUAUGGAAAAAGAUGGAUGCAGCAUUUGAUGGCAUAGUCAACCUCUAUGACAAGAUUCCUGAACCGGAUGGCAGUCAAGACUUGCUGAGACGAUGUAAGAGGGCAGCUGAAUUUUCUUCUCGCCUCUCCAGGAAUUAUCUCUAUCAGCUUAGACAACAAGUAUGUGAGCUCAAGAAACAAAUCAGAGAAUAUGUGUCACUGUCCAGAGUAUGGCACACACUUCACCAAUCAGUGUGUCAAAAUCUUGUUGUAGCUCAUCACUCAGCUCUUCAAGGCCUGCAGGCAUAUCUUCAUCACAUGCCAACAUCUGUGCAGUGUGCUGCUAGUGACAAAUUGAAAGAACUGCUGUGUUACAUUAUUGAACUUUCCACGCUCUGCAACAGGGCAGGAGUUGUGACUGCAGUUUCAACUUCCAAACCAGGAUCAGAUCAUAUUGAAAAGAAAUGCAAAGCACUCCUGCAGCUGAUCAACAGUAAACACUCCAUCAAUGAAUCUGAUCUGCCUGCAUCUCAUGAUGUAGCUGUCAGUGUCAUGACUACAACUGGUCAGAGAGAAUGGGAAAGCAGUUUACGAGAGCCAGAGCAGACAAGAGUUUCUGUGAUUUCAGGAGGAUGUUCAGUUAGCAAAAUAAUUUCCUGGAAAGAGUCUGCUACCAAGCUUGCCAGGGCAGUGUAUGGUUCUCCUGCCAAAAAAUGCAGCUCUGCCAUAUUUAGGAGGCAUCAUACAAGGUUUCCCAUUUCGAAAGUUAAUACUGAGGAUAAGCCAUCACCUUCUGUGAAAUGUGAAUCUGAAUUGAAGAUGCCAUGUGAGUCUUCAUCAGCCAUGGACAUGAGACAUCCGCCCAAUAAACUUCUAGAAAUCUGUGAAGAAGAGUUCCAGAAGAAACUGGGAUCUGUGUUAAGAAAUCUUAUAGAUAACUUAAAAGCUGAGAGGGAUCAAGAAAAUGUAAAACAGUCAGAUGGGCAGUCUUCAGCAUUUGUGGAUGACAUGCAGUCACUUUCAUAUCAGGUCAAAAACACUGCCUCACAGCCACUGCAGCAGAGUAAAAGUGACAACAGUCUGCACACUACACAUGCAAAGGAUGAAAGACGAGUCACCAAAAUAGGGCCACAUAAUGCCCAACUGAUCUACUUACCACCAGAUGAUACUAUUUCACAUGAUGCAUUGUUGGGUCCUUCAGCUAACAAAGAAAGCAAAAUCACACUCAUCCCUGGAAACUGUGAUACUGGUGUCCAAAAUGGAAACUCUAAGCAUAAAUCAAGAUCCCCUAUGCAGAAAACAUCUUACCACACUAGCAAAGGAUGUUUCAAGUUGAAGCAAAAUGUGACCUUAAAUUCUGUCAAUAUAUGCCAUCAGCCCAGAUCAAAGGAUUCACCUGAACUAGACCAUUCUAUGGAAUCUUUUAGAAAGGCAUCUACAGCUACUAAAAAUAUGAAAGUGUGUGUAGGAAGAAAUCAACGUGGGAGUAGAGUGCAAAGUCCACUGCUGUCUUUGCCCAAGAAAGACAUACUGUCUGCCAUGGAUUAUCAUCAGAAAUUCCACUGCUACCUGAAGUCUAAUCCCAUGUAUAAAGGUACUGCACCACCAUGGAUCACGAUUGGCAGAUUGUCAGACCAUAUUGUUGAACAAGUCUUGCAAGAAGUAGUGGGUGAAAUGAAACUGGAAUCCUUGGUAAAAAAUAUUUAUACUCUAGAACUUCAAGAGUGAGUUUAUCUUGGCAACUCUUUAAUUCAAGAUGAAGUAAAUGGACUGAGUUAUUAUUAUUAUUCACUCUCCUGGAAACCUUCCAACACAUUGCCACCCCAAUUCCAGUAAUUUUGAUUUAUUGGAGUCUAAUAUGCUACACAUCUUCCAGAUUAUAACAUCUCACUCAACAAGUCUAGCAAAAAUCAAAAAGUUAAAUGAAAUUGUUUUUGGUAUAUAUAUUUUAAAACUUCAAGAGUGAAAGGUUUUUCUUUUCCAGACUUAAUUAACGGUGAAAAUACUUGUAAAUGAAGACUGAUUCACUGCCAUUCUUCUUCAAUACAUCCAUCCAAACUGAAUCUGAAUUAUUUCCUUUUUUAAAUGCUCUAUAAUUCAGCAUUGUACCAUGUUCAUUCUUGUUGCUUUAAGUAAAUAAAAUUAUAUUUGUCUCGAGAUGCAUCAACAUUUAGAGUUACAACUAACAUCAUCAGACACCUCAGUUCUGCUUGUUUUUAAUGUUGAGACUGCUCUGUGUGUAGAAUUUUUGUAAGGUAAUAUAUGUGAAAUGAAUAACCUUUCAGAAACACAAAAGAAUUAUACAUUGUUAUGGUUGGUAAAUUGUACAUGAUUCACACUUUUAUUAAUGAAAAUGAAACAGUACACGAUAUGAAAUACUAAUCACAGUUUAAUCAAGCCUCAGAGAAAGCCAUAGUAUGUAUUUGGUCUUCAUACAGAAAUGGACACUUAAACAGUCAAUUUCUAACUACAUAAAAACAAAGUGGCAGGCAUAUGUCAAGUGUAAUCAUUUCUGAACACUUAACAGAAUAGCUUGCAUUUAUUACUGUUAAAACAUCAAGACCGUAAAACAUGACCAAAAAUUUAUGGUUCUAACAUACUAAUUUAUUUGUAGUCAAAUGAUGAACUGCUUAAGAUGAAAUGUUACAGACUUUGAUACUCAAUAAAGUACAGUUGAUAAGGUUGUGGUCAUCUGCCAAUUCUAAAUGGUCCUAAUGAUGGUACAUAAAACUCAGGAUUACUUUUUGGACUCUGCCCAUUGUCUGGUAUCCUACAGAACACAGCAUUAUGGAAAUUAGAUCUGUCUGUCCUUAGGUGAAAGGAUGAGACACCUACUCUGCUGGUUCUGUUCAAAAGAGCUAUUCUCAAUCACAGUGACAAGCUACUUCUUUUCAACUGAAUCAACAAAGUAACUAGCUACCUCCCACCCUUUCAUCUGAAGACACAAACAUAUCCAGUUUCAGAAAUGUCAUGUCCUUUAGAAUAUCAGAAAAUGGACAAGAUCCAAAAACUGAUUAAUCCUGAGCGUGGUCAUCUGAGUUACGAUGCUGUCUUGUCUUGUAGGCAAUUACAACUAUUUUUGAGGAACAUGCUAUCCCCAUCUUCAUUCUGCCCUGAAAUUGGAAACACCAGGAUACUCUGAAACACUGGUAAAUAACUACAGAACUACAUGGCAUCAUAAUCCAGAGGACCACAAUCUAAAUUUUCACUCGAAUUUCAUACAAGUCAUACCACAGUUUGGUACAGACAAAAUUAUGCCUGAUCCUUACAUGUACAGUGAAAUCCCCAGUCAGCUCUAUGAACCAAUAUCAAGGAGGGCUUACACUGUAAGUUCUACUGGGCUCACAUUCAAAGCAACUUCAUCACCUGUUCUCCAGAUGCUUAAAAACAUGAACAUAACCUAAAACCCUGUUCUAAUAAAA